CCCAAACCCCAGUUCUCAUAGCAACGUCAUUCUUGCCAACUAAUUAAGGGAGGAGCUGAGAUCUGAAAGCAAAGCUCAAGCUGCAGUACAUGUCCGAGGAAGCGUAUCGCGAUGGAUAGGGUGCUCAAAGCUGCAAGAAGCUCCGGUUCUCUCAACCUAUCAAAUCGCUCCCUCAGGGAUGUGCCCAAUGAGGUGUACCAGAAUCUGAAUGCAGUUGGAGGGGAUGAAAAGUGGUGGGAGGCUGUGGAGCUGCAAAAGCUUAUUUUGGCUCAUAAUAGUAUCGAAUCAUUGAAAGAAGACCUUAGGAAUUUACCUCAACUGAUUGUAUUGAAUGUUAGCCACAAUAGACUUUCCAAACUUCCAGCUGCGAUAGGAGAGCUUCCUAUGCUAAAAUCAUUAGACGUGUCCUUCAACUCAAUACUAAAAGUACCUGAGGAAAUUGGAUCAGCAACUUCUCUUGUCAAGUUUGAUUGUUCUUCCAAUCAGCUUAAGGAACUUCCAAGCUCCAUUGGACGAUGUUUAGAGUUAUCUGAUUUGAAGGCAUCAAACAAUGUUAUUACCAGCUUGCCGGAAGAUCUAGCAAACUGUUCAAAAUUGACAAAACUAGAUGUGGAGGGAAACAAGCUAACUAUGCUAUCCGAGAAUUUGAUUUCAUCGUGGACCCUGCUUAAUGAACUCAAUGCAUCAAAAAAUUUAUUGGGUGGUAUACCAGAGAACAUUGGGAAUCUUUCACGUCUCAUUCGUCUUGACCUUCACCAGAACAGAAUUUCAUCAAUCCCACCAUCAAUAAUGGGUUGCUCUUCUCUUGUGGAGUUCUAUAUGGGGAAUAACACACUGUCUUCAUUACCGGCGGAGAUUGGGGUGCUUUCGCAUUUAGGGACUUUUGAUCUUCACUCAAACCAGUUGAAGGAAUAUCCAGUGGAGGCGUGCAAAUUGCGUCUUUCAGUCCUGGAUCUUUCAAAUAAUUCAUUGACUGGAUUGCCCCCUGAAAUGGGCAAGAUGACUACCCUACGAAAACUUUUGCUUACUGGCAAUCCUUUGCGAACUCUUCGAAGUUCAUUGGUUUCUGGACCAACAACUGGAUUACUGAAGUAUCUUCAAAGUAGACUUUCUGAAGGUGAAGGUUCCGAAACUACAACAACAACAAAAGGGGAUGUAGUUGCCAUGGCAGCUAGAUUGUCUAUCACUUCAAAGGAACUUUCUUUGGAAGGGCUUGGUUUGAGUGCUAUUCCAUCAGAAGUAUGGGAAUCGGGUGAUGUUAUAAAAGUAGAUCUUUCUAGGAAUGCCAUCCAAGAGCUGCCGGUUGAACUUUCCUCAUGUGUUUCUCUCCAGACUCUGAUUUUAUCCAGGAACCAGAUUAAAGACUGGCCAGGUUCAAUUUUAAAGUCACUUCCUAAUCUUUCGUGUUUGAAGCUGGACAAUAAUCCACUCAGACAGAUUCCAUCUGUUGGAUUUCAAGCAGUCUCUAGGGUUCGGGUUCUGGAUCUGAGUGGUAAUGCUGCUUCAUUACCAGAGCAUCCAGUAUUUUCCAGCAUUCCUCAUCUGCAAGAGCUUUACCUGAGAAGAAUGCAACUAUGUGAAGUCCCAUUAGAUAUAUGUAGCUUACAGCAACUGCGGAUCCUUGACUUGAGCCAAAAUUCCCUUCAAUCAAUUCCAAGGGGGUUCCAAAAUCUUACUUCUCUUACUGAGCUUGACCUAUCUGACAACAACAUCUCAGUGCUUCCCCCCGAGCUGGGUGUACUUGAACCGAGCCUACAGGCAUUGAGACUUGACGGAAAUUCAUUGAGAAGCAUCCGGAGGUCAAUUUUAGACCGAGGAACCAAAGCUGUUCUGAACUAUUUGAAAGAUAGAAUUCCAGAGUAGUAGUUUGUUCACAUGAUUCUCCUUCUCUUGGCUGCGGUAAAUUUUCACUCCUUUUCUACGGUUCUGGUUUGAAAGCUUGAUGUUAAAGACUACAUUGUUGUACAUCUCUUGAGUGUGAUAAUUUGUAUAAUGCACGACUAUCGUUUAUCAAUGUACUUCUGGGUUA
Molecule: messenger RNA, 2029 nt
Organism: Alnus glutinosa
Lineage: Eukaryota; Viridiplantae; Streptophyta; Magnoliopsida; Fagales; Betulaceae
Product: plant intracellular Ras-group-related LRR protein 6
Exons: 21
Coding region: 112-1863 (583 amino acids)
Molecular function (GO): protein binding
Source: RefSeq, a predicted model, not a curated record